UUGAUAUGAACUAUACGUAUUUACUGUUGCUGUCCUGCUGCAGGGCCCUGUAUAUAUUUAUUAAAAUAAGUAAGUAAAGAUGUUUAUUGUGGAUUAAUUAUUAUUGUAAUGUGAAUAAAUUUUGUCCUCAAUCAUUUUUUUUUAUUUAUAUUAGUGUGGUUUUAGGCAUCCGAAUAUAGGAAAUAUGGUCGCCACCAGGAAAUCUCCUAGAAAAAGAAAGCCAACAAUAAAGUUCGAGGAAAACGAUAGCGAUUCAAAUAAUAUUUCAGUAGAUUUCAAUGACAUAAAGACUGAAAUUAAAGACGAAGAUUAUGCACAAAAUGUCCUAGAAAAAAGAAAAAGAAAAUACAAUACGAAAAAAUCGUGGCCCUGUAAAAAAUGCGCCGAAGUCUUCAAAACCAUGAAGCUCUUACUAAAGCACCGUAAAGUUCACAACGAGUACCAAGAAAAUCACAGUUUCAAAUUCGAUCCUGUACAGGACCUUUUCAUUUGCACCACGUGUUCGGCAGAAUUUCAACUCGAGGAGGAAGUGAAGAGUCACAUAAAAAAUAAACACGAAAACGAGUAUAAAUGUAAGAGUUGUGGCGAAGCUUUUAAGACGACUUACGAUAUUGCGUACCAUUCCGCGGUGCACGAUCCCGAUCGUAUCAUGACCUGUCCUCUGUGUAGUUACAGGAGUCCUAAAAAGGGUUCGAUAUUGAUUCACAUUAAUUACAAGCACUUGAGGAAGUUUUCUUAUACGUGUGCCAAAUGUGGAAAGGGAUUUAAUGACCAUCUGAUUUUCGAAGAGCACGAGAACGAACAUUUGGGAGUUAAACCGUUCGUUUGCAUUGUUUGCGAGAAAAGCUUUACCUACACUAGAUAUCUAUAUACGCAUCAAGUUCGCACGCAUAGAGCUGGUAUCGAUGGCCAACUGCUCCCAAAUCAGUGUAUGUAUUGCAAUCGAAAUUACAGCAAACCCGAAUCUUUAGAAAAGCACAUGCUCGAGACGCAUUUGAAGACCGGCCCUCACGAGAAGAAGCAUUUAUGCGUCACAUGCGGCAAAGGGUUUUCCCAGAAGAGUAAGCUGGUUAUUCACGAAAGGAUUCAUACGGGUUACAAACCUUACGCUUGUGGACAUUGCACGAAAAGAUUUAUUAAAAAGGACUAUUUGGUAUUGCACGAGAGAACUCACAGCGGCGAGAAACCCUUCUCCUGUGAGUAUUGCGGGAAGCGCUUUACUCAGGGAGCACCGUUGCGAAUCCAUCUGCGAACACAUACCGGGGAGAAGCCCUACGAAUGCACACACUGCAAGAUGAGAUUCGGUUUAAGCUCCCAGUUAAAAGUUCACAAAAACUGUUUGGGUGUUGCCGAGUAUAAUAAAUAGUUUUUUUUUUCAAUAAGUUGCAUUUGGGAUAUUAAAAAACUGUUAAUCGAACCGAAAUGAAAUAUCUUUAAUAUUUUUAAAGAAUGUAUAUCAUCAUUAUUUUCAGCUUGUUCAACCAUUUUCAUUAUGGUGUCCCUCGCAUAUUUAGAUAAUCCCUUUGUAGUUGGCCCCAUUGUUGUUUAUUGUUGCACUGAAAAAAAGGAUCUCUCAGUCGAAAUGAAUAUAACUUUGACCCAAAAGA
Molecule: messenger RNA, 1607 nt
Organism: Sitophilus oryzae (rice weevil)
Lineage: Eukaryota; Metazoa; Arthropoda; Insecta; Coleoptera; Curculionidae
Product: gastrula zinc finger protein XlCGF52.1-like
Exons: 2
Coding region: 185-1366 (393 amino acids)
Biological process (GO): regulation of transcription by RNA polymerase II
Cellular component (GO): nucleus
Molecular function (GO): RNA polymerase II cis-regulatory region sequence-specific DNA binding; DNA-binding transcription activator activity, RNA polymerase II-specific
Source: RefSeq, a predicted model, not a curated record